Messenger RNA from Nerophis lumbriciformis (worm pipefish), 711 nucleotides. NCBI's taxonomy places the organism in Eukaryota, Metazoa, Chordata, Actinopteri, Syngnathiformes, Syngnathidae. The record is from RefSeq and is a predicted model, not a curated record.
AUGCAGUUUUCUCCAAACAACGGAGACUUUACAUUUGUCUCCUCGACAGAGGCGCAAGAGCUCAGUGGCACAAUUGAAACCCCUGAUAUCAAGCUGAAUAUGGGCAGUGAUGGUGGCAGAGAUCCAUACGCUACGGCUUUCCUUAGACAGCGAGGGUAUGGUUGGCUGCUGGAGGUGGAGGAAGAUGAUGGCGAGGAGAGCAAACCUCUUUUAGAUGAGCUGGACAUCGACUUGAAGGACAUCUAUUACAAGAUCCGCUGCGUGCUGAUGCCGAUGCCAUCGUUGGGGUACAACAGACAGGUGGUCCGAGAUAACCCGGACUUCUGGGGCCCUCUUGCUGUGGUGCUCCUCUUCUCUAUGAUUUCCAUCUACGGACAGUUCAGGGUGGUUUCCUGGAUCAUCACAAUCUGGAUUUUUGGAUCACUCAAUUUUCUCUUGGCUCGUGUUCUUGGCGGUGAGGUUUCCUACGGUCAGGUUCUCGGAGUGAUCGGAUAUUCCCUCCUUCCUCUAAUUGUUAUAGCCCCUUUGCUUCUUGUGAUCGGAGGUUUUGAGGUGAUUUCUACUGUUAUCAAACUUUUUGGAGUGUUCUGGGCUGCUUACAGCGCGGCGUCACUGCUUGUUGGAGAUGAAUUUAAAACAAAAAAGCCUCUUCUCAUAUAUCCGAUUUUCCUUUUGUACAUUUACUUCCUAUCGCUCUAUACCGGUGUGUGA